AAGUUCCGUGGUGUCUCCGCUAUGUUGUCAGUUGGUUUUUGUACGUUGCGAAGACAAAGAGACAUUGCACAUUCAUGAUAUGAUGUGAUUCCUCUAGCUAGAGUCGUGGCGGUGAAGAUUUCAGGUCAUCUCGAAAUUGCGUGUCCAAGUUCAUCUCAGAGUUGCCCCCGACAAGUCCCAGCUGGAAGUCACUAGGCGGUCCCACUCCCCGCCAUCCCGUACAAAAACAAAUCUCGUGCAUAAAACCACCACGACAUCAGGCAGCACAGCAGCAAGGAGAGGAUGGCGGGGAUCCCGGUGAUCGACCUGCAGCUCGCCGCCGCGGCGCCGGAGGAGGCCGCGCGGCUACGGGACGCGGCCCAGCGCCUGGGCUGCUUCCGGGUGGCAGGCCACGGCGUGCCGCGCGUGCUCCAGGACGACAUGAAGGCCGCCGUGCGCGCCCUCUUCGACCUCCCCGACGACGCCAAGCGCCGCAACGCCGACGUCAUCUCCGGCAGCGGCUACGUCGCGCCGAGCGCCACGAACCCGCUCUACGAGGCGUUCGGCCUCUACGACGCCGCGUCCCCCGCCGACGUCGACGCCUUCUGCGCCUCCCUCCACGCGCCACCGCACAUCAGGGAGACCAUUAGAAGGUAUGCGGAGAAGACGCACGGGCUAAUCGUGGACGUGGCGGCGAAGCUGGCCGCGGGCCUCGGCCUGGAGGAGCCCGAGGCCGACCGCAUGUUCCAGGACUGGCCGUGCCAGUUCCGCAUCAACAGGUACAACUACACGCCGGACACCGUGGGGGAGACCGGCGUGCAGGUCCACACGGACUCCGGCUUCCUCACCGUUCUCCAGGAGGACGACCGCGUCGGCGGCCUCGAGGUGGCGGACCUGGACACCGGCGAGUUCGCGCCCGUGGACCCGGUCCCGGGCACCUUCCUCGUCAACCUCGGCGACGUCGCCACGAAAAGCCAUACCAAACGAAGUUCAAACAUGAUGAAACUUUACGGUGAUUUUUCCUGGACCAGGAGAGACCCUAGAAGUUUCGGGGGGAGGCCACAAGAUCUAGGGGAGAUCCACAAGCUCACAUGGUGCAUCCCCAGGGGGCGUCACCUGACCUUGUGGGCCCCACAUAGCUCCGCUUGACCUAAUUUCAUGCCUAUAAAUUUCCAUGAAUCCGUAAACCACCAGAGCAAGACCUGAUACAAUUUUAUCGCCGCCCUAAUCCUCUGUUCUUCCGCGAUCCCAUCUGGAGGCCUCCGCUGGUACUCUGCCAGAGGGGGAAUCGAUCACGGAGGCCAUCUUCAUCAACCUUGUGGCCUUCAUGAUGAUGUGUGAGUAGUUCCCGCAGGACCUACGGGUCCAUAGCAGUAGCUAGAUCUCUCUCUCUCUCGCUCUCUCUCUCUCUCUCCCUCUUUCUCUCUAAUCUUCAAUACAAUGAUCUCUUCGAAGAUCCAUUCGGUGUAAUCUUUGCGGUGUGUUGGUUGGGAUCCGAUGAAUUGUGCGUUUAUGAUCAUAUUGUUCAUUGAAAGUAACUGAGUCUUUUCUGAGAUUUAUUAUGUGUGAUUC
This is a messenger RNA of Triticum aestivum (bread wheat), 1551 nucleotides long. RefSeq names its product 2-oxoglutarate-dependent dioxygenase DAO. Bases 283 to 1128 code for a protein of 281 amino acids. Lineage: Eukaryota; Viridiplantae; Streptophyta; Magnoliopsida; Poales; Poaceae. The record is from RefSeq and is a predicted model, not a curated record. The transcript has 3 exons.